Messenger RNA from Cryptomeria japonica (Japanese cedar), 1293 nucleotides. RefSeq names its product calcium-dependent protein kinase 12. The transcript is spliced from 3 exons. Gene Ontology annotation, cellular component: cytoplasm; nucleus. The record is from RefSeq and is a predicted model, not a curated record. Gene Ontology annotation, molecular function: ATP binding; calcium/calmodulin-dependent protein kinase activity; calmodulin binding. NCBI's taxonomy places the organism in Eukaryota, Viridiplantae, Streptophyta, Pinopsida, Cupressales, Cupressaceae. Gene Ontology annotation, biological process: protein autophosphorylation; peptidyl-serine phosphorylation; intracellular signal transduction. The coding region runs from base 20 to 1276 and encodes 418 amino acids.
UACUCUCCCUCCAUUUCCAAUGGACAAGUGCAGAGAAGAGAAUUCAAAACGCAGAAUAAUGUAUUCUUCAGAGCUGGGUUGCCCCUUAUUAGACAGGGCCAAUUCAGAAAAGUGCAGAGAAGAGAAUUCAGAAGGCAGAAUAAUGUAUUCUUCUCUCACAGAAGAGCUUGGUUGCCCCUUAUUAGACAGCGCCAAUUCAGCUCUCUGGAUAUCUGCUGCAGACAAUUUGGCAAAAAUGGCCAAAUUUUUUAAAAAACGUUUGCUUCCAUGUCUCUCAAAUCAACAAGCACAAGUCAUUCAGGGCUCUGUAGAAGACCAUUAUAUUCUGGACUGGGUAAUAGAUAACUGCGCUACUCAUAAAAUCAGGGCAUGUUAUCUCAAAGCCAGCAGAAACCCUGUUUUCUGCUGUAAAUCUUUUUACAAGGAAUGCGAUGGUGGCGAAAAUGCAGGUACGAUUUUCCAGAGUGAGCUGCAAAUAAUGCAUAGAUUGAGAAACCAGUGUGGAAUUGUAAAGCUGAAAGGUGGGUACGAGGAUUCCCAAUUCUUUCAUUUGGUAAUGGAGUACUGUAAGGAAGGAGAUCUGUGGCAUUUUGUGGAAAGAAAUGGAGGGCUUUGGAAUGCAGAAUAUGAAGCUUCUUGUAUUUUUAGACAGAUUGUGAACGCCAUUCAGAGCUGCCACAGAAUGGGCAUUCUUCAUGGGGAUAUUAAGUUGAGGAACGUUUUCCUAUCUUCCACAGGGCGGGACUGGGAGAUCAAAUUGGGAGAUUUCGGCAGUUCAAAGGUAUUUAGCAAAGGGGAGAUUUUCAAGGGUGAUAUAAUAGGAACGCUACCUUACAUGGCCCCUGAGAUAUUACAAUCCCAAGGAUACUGUGAAGCCGUGGACAUAUGGUCAGCUGGGGUGCUGCUUUACAAAUUGUUGUGUGGGUACUAUCCUUUUGGAGAGGUAGAGGAAGACAGCUUGACCCUUAAGCAUAAUAUUAUGUACAAAGCUGUUGAUGUAACUGGUGCUCCCUGGCAUAACAUUUCAGAUUCUGCCAAAGAUCUUAUAUCCAGAAUACUGAAGAGAAAUCCCUCUGAGAGGUUGACUGUCAAACAAAUUUUAGAGCAUGAAUGGCUAAAACAAGGAGGAUUGGAAAAUAUUGCCCGCAUCUUGCCUUGUUUUCCUAGUUACAGAGAUUCUAGAGUCUCUGUCUUUUACAGAGAUUCUAAAGAUUGUGACUUGAACUAUUACAGAGAUUCUAGAGAUUGUCACUUGAAAUAUUAUUUAACAAGAUAAUCAAUUUUUUAUAUUAA